Messenger RNA from Melozone crissalis (California towhee), 1062 nucleotides. It is a transcript of the gene TPBGL, whose product is annotated as trophoblast glycoprotein like. Bases 1 to 1062 code for a protein of 353 amino acids. Gene Ontology annotation, molecular function: protein binding. Gene Ontology annotation, cellular component: plasma membrane. The transcript has a single exon. NCBI's taxonomy places the organism in Eukaryota, Metazoa, Chordata, Aves, Passeriformes, Passerellidae. Gene Ontology annotation, biological process: negative regulation of canonical Wnt signaling pathway. The record is from RefSeq and is a predicted model, not a curated record.
AUGGCCCGCAGGCAGGCGCGGCGGGCGGGCGGCGGGCCGCGCUGGCUGCCCUGGCUGGGGCUCGCCCUGCUGCCGCUGGCCGUGCCGCCCGCCGCCGCCCCCGCCGCCUGCCCGUCCGCCUGCUACUGCGUGGCCACCCCGGAGCUGGUGCAGUGCCGCUACGAGCGGCUGGAGGAGCCGCCGCGGGAGCUGCCGGCCGCCGUGCAGAACCUCAGCAUCGCCGGCAGCAACCUGAGCGUCCUGUCCCGCGCCGCCUUCGCCGCCCGCCCGCUGCGCGACCUCCGCCUGCUCCGCCUGCGCCACGACAACAUCCACACCAUCGAGGACAUGGCCCUGCAGGGCCUGCCCGCCCUGCGCACCCUCGACCUCAGCCACAACCCGCUGCUCUCGGUGGCCGCCGGCGCCUUCGCCGGGGCGCCGCUGCUGCGCACGCUGCAGCUGAACCAGGCGCUGCUGGCGGCCCCGCUCGAGGAGCAGCUCGCCCUGGCCCUGCGCAACCUCAGCCUGCGGCGCCUGGAGCUGGCGGGCAACGCGCUGCAGGCGCUGCCGGCCGCCCUGCUGCCGCCCGGCCUGGAGGAGCUGGACCUGCGCAACAACUCGCUGCAGCGGCUGGCGGCCGCCGAGCUGCGCAGCCUGGACGCGCCCGAGCUGCGGGGGCUGCGCCUCAGCCUGGCCUCCAACCCGCUGAGCUGCGACUGCGGCCUGCGGCCCUUCCUGGCCUGGCUGCGCGGCGCCGCCGCCAACCGCGUGCUCGACGCGCGGAGCCUGCGCUGCGCGGGGCCGGCGGCGCUGCGGGGCACGGCGCUGCUCCGCCUGCGGCCCGAGGCGCUGGCCUGCGCCGGCGGCGAGCCCGCCGAGCUCGAGACCGCCUCCUACGUCUUCUUCGGCAUCGUGCUGGCGCUCAUCGGCGUCGUCUUCCUCAUGGUGCUCUACCUGAACCGCCGCGGCAUCAAGCGCUGGCUGCACAACCUGCGCGAGGCCUGCCGCGACCAGAUGGAGGGAUACCACUACCGCUACGAGCAGGACGCCGACCCGCGCUGCGCCGGCACGCCCGGCCUCUGA